AUUCGUAUUACAUUGAGUAUACACUGUGUAAUGUCAUUGGCUCUGAUUUGUUGCAACAAAUGUGAUCACUCGCGAAUAGCUGCUCUGGAGUGACGUUAAUAGAUAGCCGAUGGUGGAAAACGUUGGCAAUUAUAUAUCUUCGCUAGCUGCUAGCUACAAGCGAAGUAACGUUAUAGUUCAGAAAGCUAAAAGUACCGGGUUGCUAGAUCGCUAGCCAGCCAAAACACCGUAAUGUUACCGUUAGCUUCUUAGCUUCAGUAUGGGAGUGGAGCCACGGCUGUGGUCCAGGCAGCAUACUGUACGCCACGGAAGGAGAAGGUGGCGAUCAAACGCAUUAACCUGGAAAAAUGCCAGACCAGCAUGGACGAGCUCUUGAAGGAGAUCCAGGCUAUGAGCCAAUGCCACCACCCCGACAUCGUGUCCUACUACACCUCCUUUGUGGUGAGGGAUGAACUAUGGCUGGUGAUGAAGCUUCUCAGUGGGGGCUCCGUUCUGGACUUCAUCAAGUACAUCAUAUCACGAGGGGAGCACAAGUCGGGUGUGAUGGACGAACCCAGCAUUGCCACCAUCCUCAAAGAGGUCCUGGAGGGACUGGACUAUCUGCACAGGAACGGGCAAAUUCACAGGGAUGUGAAAGCUGGAAAUAUCCUUCUUGGGGAAGAUGGAUCAGUGCAAAUUGCAGACUUUGGAGUGAGUGCCUUUCUAGCAACGGGUGGUGACAUGACUCGGAACAAAGUGCGGAAGACGUUUGUCGGAACCCCGUGCUGGAUGGCGCCUGAGGUGAUGGAGCAGGUGAGGGGAUACGACUUCAAGGCUGACAUCUGGAGCUUUGGAAUCACGGCCAUAGAGCUGGCCACCGGAGCGGCACCAUAUCAUAAGUACCCUCCUAUGAAGGUGCUCAUGCUUACACUCCAGAACGACCCGCCGUGCCUGGAGACAGGUGUCACGGACAAGGAGAUGGUGAAGAAGUACGGCAAGUCCUUCCGCAAGAUGAUCUCGCUGUGCCUACAGAAGGAUCCAGAGAAAAGGCCAACUGCUGCUGAGCUCUUGAAGCAUAAAUUCUUCACGAAAGCAAAGAAUCAUGAAUAUUUACAAGAGAAGCUUCUACAGCGAGCUCCAACAAUAGCAGACAGAUCCAAGAAGGUGCGGAGAGUUCCGGGCUCCAGCGGUAGGCUCCAUAAGACUGAGGACGGGGAGUGGGAGUGGAGUGACGAUGAGCUGGAUAUGGAGAGUGAAGAGGGCAAGGCGGCCUUUGCUGCUCUGCGGUCGCCCAGAGUCAGAGAAGACCCUCCGAGCACAGAGAUCUUCACGGGGGACCCGGCUACCCUGCUCCAGACCGGGGGCUCUGCACAGGCCGACGUGCCCCAGAGCCAGCCAGCGGGAGAGCCCCCCAUUGCCACCAUAACGGCCCUGCAGCCCCAGGCCCCAGGUGCAGCCACUGGUCCUGAUGCUGUGCAGCAGCUGCCCAUUAGUCUGGUGCUGAGGUUGAGAAAUCUGAAGAAGGAGCUCAAUGACAUCCGCUUUGAAUACAUGCCAGGAAGAGACACAGCUGACGGGGUUUCUCAGGAGCUGGUCACUGCUGGCUUGGUGGAUGGCAAAGAUUUGGUCAUAGUGGCUGCAAAUUUACAGAAGAUUGUUGAUGACCCUGUAAACAAUAAAAAUGUCACUUUCAAGCUGGCGUCUGGCGUCGAAGGCUCUGAAUAUCCAGAUGACGUGAAACUCAUGGGAUUUGCCCAGCUGAGUAUGAGUUAAGAAUAACCACACUGGCAGCCUGACCACACAGAGCUGCUCAGAGGUGCAUAGUAUUUUACAUACAUUGGCCUAAAGAGAACCACUACUGCCAAAGAGGAGAAAGUGACCCGUCAGCACAUAGGAUUCAGAGCCCCUGUCAAGCUUGAGGACUGCAGUGAAGUGCAGAACUUCAUAGGAAGUGCACUUGGAAUUGUUUACAGUGUUGAUGUAUAUGCAGAAGGAUGUGACCGUCGACAUCCAUUCACUCCACAAUUCGAUACGUUCUGUUUCUGGUUUUUUUUUUUUUUUUCAAAAAAAAAGGAAGAAAAAAAGAGCUGAAGAGUGACACAUGCGCACACACACAAAAAACACUUGCACAAUCUCAAAACCUAUUCCCUAUAAUGUUACAUGUUAAAGAAGAAUGCCUUAUUUUAAACAGUACUACUGAUUCAGAUGUCAGGGCGUUUGUUGUCAAGUAGAGUGGUGCGCGUGUAGUUUCAUUCAUUGAUGUUAGUGGUGAAUUAUUUGCAAAUGGCUCUCCUUGUCCCUUGUAGCCUACAUCCUCUCGUGAGCAGAGAGAGAACACCCGUGGUGAGUCAUGUUGGGAAAAGUGUGGCGAUAAUCUUAUACUGUGAGCACUUUGACACAUUCAUUUGCAACACAGCUUGAAGAAGGUUUUUUUUUUUUUUUUGUAAUUAAUAUUCAUUGGUGUCAUCACCUGUAGAGUCUAGUGUACAGAACCCCUCUUUGUCUACAUGCCCACAUAGACACACACACACACAGACACACACAGACACAUACACACAUGCCCCCCCACCCCGCUCAUACACUCACACAUGCAAUACACAAUUAUUUUUUUAUUUCUAGGUUUGCCAAUAUGGCCGUGUUCCAAUAGCAGACCAAUAGCAUGAAUGGAUAUGAUAUCGGAUGUGGGGGACCAAUAGAUGUUGACUCACACCUUGGCAGCACACUCACAGGAAUCCAGGAAGCCCUCAUACAGUCAUGAGCUGGUGAUUAUACUGUACAAAUACGGGGAAUUUAGUGCAAUUAUUCAAAUUAUUGUAACUGCAUCUACAUUUCAGACCCUUAAGUGUUGGGUUUUUAAACAUUUAACUUGACAUUUUAUCUCUUAUACCUCCAAGAUUUGAAAAACUAAUUUCAGUAAAUGUUGACUUUUCCGCCAAGUCUGAACUUGAUGGCAGCUCACCUGACCUGUUCUCCCUGAGCAUCCAGUUGUAGCUGCUCUUUGGUUAGGCUUUUCUUUUGGCUGUGAGAUUUUGCCUCUAGAGCACUGGGCCGCAUGCAAUAAGAGCCUAUCACUGAUAAGAGGAGAUGCACAGGCCUUCUUCCUGAACGUGUUGUACCGUCUCCAUGGUUAUCUGUAAAUGAGGUUUUAAGAAGGAUAACAAUUCUAUGAUUUCAUGAUGUCCAUUACAUCUCAAUGGUUUGGAAGUAGGCAACCCAGUUUGUAGGUGUGUGUGUGUGUGUGUGUGUGUGUGUUUGAAGAGGAAGUUAGCAUUGUAAGGAACAUCUUGUCAGGGACCCCCCCCACCCCCCCCCCCCCCCCAUCAACUCUCGUGCUGACUCCAUUCAACCCAGGCUAGGGCCGUCGUGAUUGCUUCCCAUAGUCUCUUGAUCUGACAGUGUUAUGUUCAUGUCUGUGUUGGUGUUUGUGCUACUUGCAUAACAUUCACAAGAAGGGCCAGAGCGGUCACUAGUCAAGUGGCCAGCGCUGAACUUGUGGCAGUACACUCCAAGUUAAUGCUGAGGUCCACUGGUCCACUUGAAGCCCAGUGCUGUCUUGCGUAUAUCGGGCCAUUUUGAAAUGGUUUUAAGGUGAAACAUGUACUUACGGAAGCAAGACACACUGUCACACACAUUUGUGGGUUUUGUCUGUGAAAAUGACUGUUUUGGAAUUAUUGAAAUAAAUAUAUAGUAGACAACAUUAGCCUAUGAAUGUGGCAAGGAGCUGCUGAGUACUUGAUUGAUAACUAUGCUAGUAUGUAAAUAAUGACAUUUGGUGUUGAUUUUGUGUUUUUAUAUAUAAAUAUUCAAAUGUAUUGAGUGUUUCACAGUUGGCCUUUGUUUUCAGUAGCAAUGGGUGUGAAUGGAAAAAGAAACUGUCUUAUGUUUUUUUCUUUUUUUUUUCCUUUUGCUUGUCCUUUUGGGUUUAAUACAGUACAUAAUCCGGGUCCAGAACCAUGUACUUUACAUCUAGAAAAUGAUUGAUGGAAGAAGGCCAAGACCUUAUUUUUUUUCUUGUAGCACCAUGAAUUUAAAUGAUCGAUUGUAGUUGGAAUUUGCUUUUUUGCGCCUUACAAUUGAACACUUGUAGUGAGGAUCUAAUUGAUGGCACCUUAUUAUUUCGUUACUCAAAUUUGGUAAAAACAAUCCCCUAGAAAGAGCGAAUCGCAAACUUGUUAUUCAAAUAAUGACCCCUGACACAAUUUUUUUUCUUGAAAGGAUUGAAAGGAUUGCAAAUUGGUCUUUAUUGAUCAGUAUUGGAGACCUCCUAGUUUUUUCAAGAAAUUACCAUGGUUUUUAUAGGGAAAUACUUGGAAUUGUAUUGCCAAUUCAAGUUAGUUUCUAUUAUCCAUAUCACACAAACACCCCAACCCCACCCCCAGAAUACUGCAUUUGUAUCCAGUGACCACAAGUAAUGAUAAAGAAUGUGCACCUAAAAUAUCAUCUACAUAACUAUGUGUUAAAAUAUUCUAGUGCUAGUCCAAGAAUGGUCAAGCUAUCAGCGUGUGAUGGUGCCGUCCUUGAGCCAUGAUGGCGUCUUGGUCUUUCCAUCGUGACGGGGAGCACAGUGAAAUUCUGUGACAUUUACACCAUUUCCCCACGUUAGCCAAUGGCAUGAGGGGGUGGCUGGCAAACAGCUUGGAGUUACAGUAUGUGCUUGACUUUCAGGGAGUGACGACAGUUCUGUCAGAUCGAAUUUGAUCCAGGAACACCAUGAUGGUCAAGUUUAUAAAGUUAGUGCGCCGGCCCUAAAGAUUCAUGGGUGUUUCACCAAUGUCCGUGAGUAGAAAAAGCGUAUGCUAAGGGGGUGUAGUAUCUUUUUUUUUUUUUUUUUUCCCUUCAUUUGUCCUAGCUGGCUAAUGGGGGCCAAAUUGUUUAAGGUUUAGAUAGAGUCAGCAAGCCUAACUUGCAUUCCCUCCAGAACAACAAAGUGAGAUAUUUCAGAAUUCUUAGCCAUGUAAAGAAUUAUUUACCCGGUGUAAAAAUUACCACACUCUUGCGUUCUGGACCAGCUGAACUCAAGACUCCAGGGGUGUGAUCAUUUAUAAUGUCCCUGGUUUUUCUUGGUUGUUCUUCAGAGGUAUCAAAAUGUUUUCAAAGACAAAAAGUCAAAUUGUCUAAACCCAAAUGUGUCAAGGACAAUGGUAAAACACUGUAAUAUGCAUUUUGUUUCACUUCACUUUGUGGUCCUCCUUUUGGUUGGUGGUUUUUAAUGCAUGUUCAUUUAAUUAUUUUUAAUAAUAUUCAAUAAAGAAUGAACUUUCAAAGUUGUUCA
Sardina pilchardus (European sardine) is the source of this 5251-nucleotide messenger RNA. It is a transcript of the gene oxsr1a, whose product is annotated as oxidative stress responsive kinase 1a. NCBI's taxonomy places the organism in Eukaryota, Metazoa, Chordata, Actinopteri, Clupeiformes, Clupeidae. Gene Ontology annotation, biological process: protein phosphorylation. Gene Ontology annotation, cellular component: cytoplasm. Bases 361 to 1752 code for a protein of 463 amino acids. Gene Ontology annotation, molecular function: protein serine/threonine kinase activity; ATP binding. The transcript is spliced from 18 exons. The record is from RefSeq and is a predicted model, not a curated record.